Messenger RNA from Pimephales promelas (fathead minnow), 2070 nucleotides. It is a transcript of the gene ldhd, whose product is annotated as lactate dehydrogenase D. Lineage: Eukaryota; Metazoa; Chordata; Actinopteri; Cypriniformes; Leuciscidae. Gene Ontology annotation, cellular component: mitochondrion. Gene Ontology annotation, molecular function: D-lactate dehydrogenase (NAD+) activity; D-lactate dehydrogenase (cytochrome) activity; FAD binding. The record is from RefSeq and is a predicted model, not a curated record. Gene Ontology annotation, biological process: lactate catabolic process.
ACGCAGUUACGCUGAUCCGGAAGAAUAUUUUCAUAAUAACUCUUAACCAUGCUCUUAACUGACCUUAUGCAUAAAAGCUUGGUUAUUCAGCACGAAUUUUGUAAGAAGUGAAAAUGAACUUGUUCAGAAAAGCCCUACGCUUAAUUUAUCCACGGCUGCCGUUUACUUACGGGAGGUGCAGGAGAUAUUCUGCUAAAACUGGAGGCGUUGAGCGGGCCAUCACUGCGUUUCGCUCGGUUAGCGGGGAUGAAGGCGUGUCUGUGGGGUCAGCUGUCAGAGAACAGCACGGCAGGGAUGAGUCCGUGCACAGAUGUCUACCACCAGAUGUGGUGGUGUUUCCUCGGUCUGUAGAUGAGGUCAGUGCUCUUGCCAAAAUUUGCCACCACCACCAACUACCCAUCAUCCCGUUCGGUACAGGAACAGGCCUGGAGGGAGGUGUUGGUGCUCUGCAGGGUGGAGUGUGUUUCAGUCUGAGAAAGAUGGACCAGGUCCUUGAUCUUCACCAAGAGGAUUUUGACGUGACGGUGGAGCCAGGUGUGACGCGCAAAGGCCUCAACUCAUUCCUGCGAGACACUGGCCUCUGGUUUCCUGUUGAUCCAGGUGCCGACGCAUCUCUCUGCGGCAUGGCUGCAACUAGCGCAUCAGGCACAAACGCCGUCCGUUAUGGCACAAUGCGCGAGAACGUCCUGAACCUGGAGGUGGUUCUAGCAGAUGGAGCAGUCCUCCACACAGCAGGCAGGGGGCGUCGUCCAAGAAAGACAGCUGCUGGUUACAACUUGACAAACCUUUUUGUGGGCUCGGAGGGAACUUUGGGUAUCAUUACCAAAGCCACACUUCGAUUGUAUGGUAUUCCUGAGAGUAUGGUGUCAGCUGUCUGCUCCUUUCCAUCCGUCCAAUCAGCGGUGGACAGCACCGUUCAGAUUCUGCAAGCUGGGGUGCCCAUUGCCCGCAUAGAGUUCUUGGAUGACGUGAUGAUAAACGCCUGCAACCGCUUCAACAACCUGUCCUACGCCGUAACGCCCACUCUCUUCCUGGAGUUCCAUGGGAGCUCCAAGAGCAUGGAAGAGCAAGUGUCCAUCACAGAGGAGAUCACGCGUGAUAACGGAGGUUCGGACUUUGCCUGGGCGGAAGAUGAGGAGACCCGGAGCCGGCUGUGGAAAGCCCGUCAUGAUGCAUGGUACGCCGCUCUGGCCCUGAGGCCUGGAUGUAAGGCAUAUUCUACAGACGUCUGCGUGCCUAUCUCACGACUACCUCAGAUUAUAGUGGAGACGAAGGAAGAUCUGAUCAGCAACAAUAUUACUGGUCCUAUUGCAGGUCAUGUGGGUGAUGGAAAUUUCCAUUGUUUAAUUGUACUGGAUCCUAAUGACCCAGACGAGGUGCAAAGGGUUCACUCCUUCACUGAGAGAUUGGCCAGGAGGGCACUGGCGAUGGAUGGGACUUGUACCGGUGAACAUGGGGUCGGCCAAGGAAAGCGGGCUCUGCUUAGGGAAGAGGUCGGUCCUUUGGCCAUAGAGGUAAUGCAGGGCCUCAAGGCCAGCCUGGACCCCAAAAACCUUAUGAAUCCAGGAAAGGUGUUGUAAUUCCCCCAAACCAACACAGAAAUCAAAAAUAUAUACUCUGCACUACACUUUCUGACCACUAGUGGUCAGGAGAAUGAUGUUUGUUUUAGAUUUUAAGAAAAAUAAUGAUUUACAAAAUCUGCAUUUUCUUUGUGAAAGGUGGAUAUAUCUCAAGCUCUCUGCGUGAACAUUUAGAAGUUCAAAACUUAUUAUGUAGCAUCGUUCUGAAAACACAUUAUGAAUGUACAUGGCUGAAUUUUCUAAGACCCUGGAAAAAAUAUAAUUCAAUUCUUUUAUUUUGCUUUUCCGUGGCAAUCUGAUACCAUUUUGAAAUGUGAAAUCAUAGGGCCGUGACAAACUUGUGUUUAGUCUGGCCAUUUCCCCUUCUACAUAUCUGUGAAUAUAAUUAUUAUUGAAAUGGAUACAUUUGCUUAUGAAAGAGAUUCUGUGAAGCAGAACUCUACAUCUGAUGAGCUAAAUGUUAUGAAGAAAAUAAAAAGUGCUCACAUAA